AUGUCUCGUCCUGGAAACAGACGACCAGAAUACCAUAAAAUUGAUUGGCAUUUACCAGCAAUUUCAUCCUCUGCUUCAGCACAUUCCAUGAACAGAGAUCUCUUUGUACUUACCUAUGGAGCUCUGGUAGCCCAGUUGUGCAAAGACUAUGAAAAGGAUGAAGAUGUGAAUAACUACCUAGAUAAAAUGGGUUAUGGCAUAGGAAUACGACUAAUAGAAGACUUUUUGGCUCGUUCUUAUGUUAAAAAAUGCCAUAGCUACUCAGAAAUUGCUGACCUAAUUGCACAGGUUGCUUUCAAGAUGUAUCUGGGAAUCACACCCAGUGUGACACGUAAUGAAUCAAGCAGAAAUGAAUUCUCUUUAAUUCUGGACAAAAAUCCUUUGGUAGAGUUUGUAGAGGAGCUCCCAGCUGGACGAUCUUCUCUCUGUUACUGUAAUUUGCUGUGUGGGGUCAUUAGAGGAGCCCUGGAAAUGGUUCAUUUGACUGCUGAUGUUACAUUCUUGCAAGACAGACUUAAAGGAGACAAAGUUACAGAAAUAGGAAUAACAUUCCUGAAGAAGUUGGAGGAGAAAAAAUACAGACGGAAAAAAUGAAGCCACAGGAAGUCAAUUUGGGGAGUGGCUAAUAGCUGACUAUAUAUGGCCCUGCAGUUUUGAUCUUGCAAAUGUAAUGCAGGCUUAAAAAAACCCCCAACAUAAUAAUAACUUAGCCAUAAAAAUGGAAUUGCUUGAUAUCAGACAUUGCUAUACUUUUUUUUUCUGCUUAUAAACUUAUAUUUUCUCCCAAGUGAUUUAUCAUGCCAUAUAGUGAGCAUGAAUUCUACAAUACUCCACAGUCCUACCUUGUCAUUUCAUACUUGUAGGCAUGGAAAUAAGAAUAAAUGAUUGACAUAUUUCCUCUUAUGUUGAGCACACAAGGAAAAUCAGAUAAUACUGGGGUUGUCUUUUUUUUUUUUUUUUUUUUUUUGUAUCCUCAGUGGUUACCACAAUGCCUGGCACAUAGUAGGUGCUUAAUAAAUAUUUGUUGACUUCCUGACUGAUAUAGUUUGCUAUUUUGUAUCAGUCAAUCAAC
Gracilinanus agilis (Agile Gracile Mouse Opossum) is the source of this 1072-nucleotide messenger RNA. It is a transcript of the gene TRAPPC3L, whose product is annotated as trafficking protein particle complex subunit 3L. Gene Ontology annotation, cellular component: TRAPP complex; cytosol; cis-Golgi network membrane. The record is from RefSeq and is a predicted model, not a curated record. Bases 1 to 594 code for a protein of 197 amino acids. Gene Ontology annotation, biological process: endoplasmic reticulum to Golgi vesicle-mediated transport; intra-Golgi vesicle-mediated transport. NCBI's taxonomy places the organism in Eukaryota, Metazoa, Chordata, Mammalia, Didelphimorphia, Didelphidae. The transcript has 6 exons.